Coccinella septempunctata (seven-spotted ladybird) is the source of this 1255-nucleotide messenger RNA. RefSeq names its product GPI transamidase component PIG-S (gene PIG-S). The coding region runs from base 68 to 1234 and encodes 388 amino acids. The record is from RefSeq and is a predicted model, not a curated record. The transcript is spliced from 4 exons. Gene Ontology annotation, cellular component: GPI-anchor transamidase complex. Gene Ontology annotation, biological process: attachment of GPI anchor to protein. Lineage: Eukaryota; Metazoa; Arthropoda; Insecta; Coleoptera; Coccinellidae.
GUCAUAUCUGUGAUCUAACCAUAUUUUAUAAAUAUAAACAAUAUAAACAUCAAUAACAUUCAACAAUAUGACUGUGGAAAAUGCUGGAGAAAAAGGGAAAAAGGAAAUAUUUCCUAUUGAAGACGAAAAAAGCAGCAGAUAUCGUACAUACAGCAUCUUGUCGUAUUUUAUAGUUCUAGUUAUCAUAGGUCUGCCAGUAUGGUGGUACACAACUCGAGUUUAUCGGGCAGAUUUGCCUCUAACAAAAAUGUCAAAUUUAGAGCUAGAAAGUAAAUUGGGCAAACAACUUGGAAUACCGCUCAGUCUAGAAUAUGAUAUACUCAUCACUGUUGUUAACCCAGAACCUCAGAAUUUAGAAUUAGCAUUAGAUACCAGGCAAGUUGGUGAAGCACUGGAACCGUUUUUGAAGAAUAUAUCAUCUGUUGCACAAUUCACUGUUAAAUCACAGUGGCUCUAUUUGAUAGAUCUAGGUGUAGCACCUAAGAAGGUUGAAAAUGGGUACCUCAUUAGUGAGAAACAGUUGCCUCACAUAAUUACACCAUUGGAAAAAAAUUUAUGGUCUCACAUUUCUCCUAGGCCUUGCUUGAAUUUGGUUCUUUACAUUCCUCCCUGUUCAUCCAGUCCACUGCAUAUUUAUAAGAAAAUUGGGAAAGAAAACAUUAAAUCUUCUUCAAAUGCUAUGCUAAGUCCCAGUUGGGGUGGAAUCUAUAUUGUGAAUCCUAGUAUAGAAGAGUGUAGAAAUGGGAAAUUCCAGCCAAAGCUUGAUAACAUUGUAUCAACUUUCAUGACUCAAUUGAAAAUGAUGUUUGACAUCAAGGAUUCUAGAAAUUAUGAGGAUUUAAGAAGAUUAUACAAAAGGAAAGCUAGCAAUAUGAUUGAAUCUUCAAAAAGAACUCUGAAGUCCUUAGCCCAGCUGUUAUCUGAAAUAAAUAGCAUUGUUAUUAGUGACGAAGUUGCAGAAAAAAUUGAAAUUUCUUUGGAGAGUGUAGAAAAUGCUGAGCUUUAUUUGAAGGCUGAAGAAAUUGAUCAAGCUUUGAAGUUUGCUAAAAUUGCUUUCAAUCAUUCAGAAAAAGCCUUUGGGGAUCCAUCACUACUUGCCUUACUUUAUUUUCCUGAUGAUCAAAAGUAUGCUGUUUAUAUUCCCCUGUUUCUUCCCAUUAUGAUACCUGUGCUAAUGUCCCUUUUAUCAGUGAAGAAAAAACUUUGGAAUUCAAAGAAAAUGAAAACAGAAUGAGGAUAAUAAAGAAUAAUUUGA